GGUGCGCGUGCGUGCGCGUCAUUCUCCUCCUUUCUUUCCGACAGUGAGCGCGCAUCACUCGUGAACAAACGGAGCUCGUGAGCGGCUGAAGUUUCUGUGUCUGGCGGUUCGAUUCCCCUCUCAACGCCUCCGCUCGUUCUUCGUCUUCCGUCCCUUCUCCCGGCUCCAUCCUCAUCCCCACUUCUCUUCUUCUUCCUCACCCGGACUCGCGGACUCAGUCGGGCUGAGCCGGCCGACACUGGGCGUAGCUGACGGGGAGGAUUCCUCUGCUCCGCCGCUGCACUGACUGACCCGACCGCUGCCUACUGAGUGUCGAAGACUGUCCUGCUAAAGUGAGCGCUAGCAAAUCAAGGGGAGAUGAAACCGGACGGGGUUGUCGUGGCAGGAGAGCCAAUGGAAACAUUGGACUCCAUUCCCGUGAACGAGGCUGCCCCAGGUCAGGGAGAGGAGCCUCACCAGGCAGCCAAUGAGGAUGCGGCUCAGCAGCCUGAAGGUGAGACAGGAAAAGUGGAUCAGCCAGAACACCCCAAGGAAACGCCACCCGCCAAGACUGCUGUCGACCCAAAAGCCAAAACCACGAACAAGGGUACGGCGAAGGCGAAACCAAGUGCUACGACCAAGACGACCACCAACUCUCGGCCUAACACAGCCCAGAGCCGCCUCUCGAAUGGCGUCUCCAAACCUCAGACCAAUGGAGUGGCCAAGAAGCCCACGGCAGCUUUGGACAAAAAGAACACCACCACAUCUGCACCUUCCAAAAAGCCCCUCGGUACCACAGCAACUACAAAGAGCAUCACUAAAGUAGGAGAGAAGAAGCCCACGGCAGCAUCUCCUGCCACCACUGCCACAAAGUCAACUACUGCGACCAAGAAGACGCCGACUGCAACAGCUAACGGUGUCAAGACCAGCACGCCAGCCUCCGCAAAGAAGCCCGCAGCGCCCAAAUCUGCCUCUUCUACCCCAGCAAAACCCAGCCCUGCUUCCACACCCAGGGCAGACAAGACACCCGUUUCUAAGACAACAAGGCCCACAACUGGAACACCCUCAGCAUCUCGGCCGACAACAGGCUCCACCCGGCCUCUGACCUCCAGCACCACCAAGACCACGGCGUCACCCAAACCUGCCACCCCUAAAACACCGUCCACCGCUGCCAAGUCAGCCGCCUCCAAACCAGCUUCUACAACUCCCUCUGCUGGCAAACCGCUGUCAUCGACACCCAAAACCACAACUCCCGCGAAAAAAGAUGCAGCCAAACCAGCCACACCUGCAACCAGAAAAGCUGCACCUGCGUCGUCCGCCGUGAAGUCAACAACAACAAAAUCAGCUACUAAACCAGCUGCAAAAACAGAUGUUGCUGCCAAAAAGCCCACAGCAACUAAAGCAGCUGAGUCAAAAACACCAACUCGUCCCAAAACACAAGAGACCAAGACCCCGUCCAAGGACGCCUCCAAGACCACAGCUGCAAAAAAGACUCCCACCGCCAAGAAGAUGGUGGGCAGUAGCACCCCCACUCCAGUCAAACGCACCCCUAAACCUGCAGCAGCUGCUGAAGCCGAUAAGACCAAUAAAUCAGAAGCUGCUGCUUCUGCUGCUGCCGUGGCAACAGCUGCGGCUAUUGCCACUGCCGCUGCUACUGUUGUUGUGAGUGACGAGUUACAUGAGGCGGCAGAGGCUCCCAGAGCACCCCAGGAAGUAACGUUAGAGCCGACUGCAGAACCCCUUUCUGUAGCAGAAGAGCCAGUGCCAGAAAGUAUACGAGAACCAACACCAGAGAUCUUGAGAGAGCAAACUCCAGAACCCCCACGAGAACCCACACCAGAACCCCCACGAGAACCAACUCCAGAGCCUGUACGAGAACCAACUCCAGAACCCCCACGAGAACCAACUCCAGAGCCUGUACGAGAACCAACUCCAGAACCCCCACGUGAACCAACACCACAACCCCCACGAGAACCAACUCCAGAACCCCCACGUGAACCAACACCACAACCCCCACGUGAACCAACACCACAACCCCCACGAGAACCAACUCCAGAACCCCCACGAGAACCAACUCCAGAACCCCCACGUGAACCAACUCCAGAGCCCGUACGUGAACCAACUCCAGAGCCCGUAUGUGAACCAACUCCAGAGCCCGUACGAGAGCCAACUCCAGAACCCCCACGAGAACUAACUCCAGAGCCUUUGAGAAAACUGACACCCGAGCUAAGAGAACCCACACCAGAACCAACACAAGAACUAACACCGGAACCAAUGAGACAACCCACACCAGAGCCCCAAAGAGAAUUCACGCCUGAACCCGUAAGGGAACCUACUCCAGAACCGAUGAGGGAAGCAACACCAGAGCCUCAACGAGAACCAUCCCCUGAGCCCCUUAGAGAACUAGCCCCUGAGUUCUUGAGAGAGCCUUCACCGCAGCACACGAGAGAGCUGACCCCAGAGCCUGUCAGAGAAGCAACACCAGAACCUCUCCAGAUGCCAGCACAGCCAGAACCAUUCCACUUCCACGAUCCUGUCAGCAGUGCGGUUCCUUCCCUCGGUACAACGGUCAUGUCUCCUCCAUGUUCCCCACCAAGGUCCUUUUCUCCAGCCCAGCAGGAGCAACACCCCUCUGCUCUGCUGGACCUGCACAGCCAGCCUGACCAGUGGGACAGGGACCAGUCUCCUGAACCUGAGAGGCCCCCUGUGAACGUGAUGGACUUUGUGGCGCAAGAUGAUUAUGGCAAAAAUGAAGAACAUGAGGGACAUGAUACAAGUGAGGAAGAAGAGGAAGAUGAAGAGGACAGGGGGAUGAUGUCCCACUCCACAGCUCCUUCCAUGGAACAUCCGCCCUCCUUCGUAGGUGACUUCAACUCUGAGGAUCUCUCUCCACGUGAAAAGGAGGUUGCCGUGGAAAAGGCUGAUGAGGAGAUAAACGAGGACGAUGAAGAGGAAGAUGAUGACGAGGAAGAUGAGGAGCAAAGAAGGCUUGGCCAUCAGCUGUCGUCCAUGGUCACUGACAUGAGCUCAUCUCAGCCCUCAGAGGAGUUCCAAAUCAGAUCCUCAGCCUUUGGCGGCUCUGCUGGUUGGCAUGCCGAUGACCUUAUGUCUGGAAUGGACUCGGAGGACGUGAGCAGCUGCACCAGCAGUCGGCAGCAGGGGGUGUCAGACCUAAGCAGCACCCAGCACACGGCAAUUCUCGAAGGCACGCAAAGCUCCGAUGCCCUGAUCGACUCCAGUCUGAGAGGGUCUGAAUGUGACGGCAAUCUCAUGGGUUCCCCAAAUGUCGAGACGCUGGCAAACGAGGAGGAGGAUGAUGAAGAUGAGCAGGUGGAUCACAUGGAUUUGAGUUCAGAAAGAGUGGAAGAGCACCAUAAAGCCUUUCAGCAGCACGAUGAGGAGGAGGAUGAAGAUGUAGAGAUGCACAGUGAGGGAGUGACCGAGAGCUGUGAGCAGGCAGAAGAUGAAGAUGAUUUCAAUGAGGAGGAUAACCGUUUGGACAACCUGAAUCACUCCCUUCCCCCGGCCGCCGUCCCGCCAGCCGCCUCCUGGGGCCAGAGCAGCCCUUUCUCUGAUGCUUGGGCUCAGCCAGCCUCUCUUCUCGCGGUCUCUUCUCCAAGCCCCAUCUCCGACCACGGCGAGUCCGAAACGCCCACUCAGUCUCCGGCCCAGGCGUGUUUGGACCUCAGCGCCCCCUCCUUAGCUCCUGAGUCCGAACAGGAGCAUCAGUCCUUCUUCCAGCCCAAAGAUGUCCAGCUGGAUGCUCCCGCUCUGGAGGUGACCCAGGGUGGCACAGCUCUGGCUGCCCACAGCGGCAGUGAAACUAGCACUCCAGAGGACCUCCGUGACUACGACAGCAGUUCUGGGGUCGAAUCCCGCUCUGACAAACAGCAGACCCCCGUCCCCUCAUCGGUCCACCCUGACCUGGACCAGGAUCUGGGUAUUCACUUAGAGAAGGGUGAUGGAGAAGAAGAGGAGGCGGAGACGCUCCCUGCUGACGAAGUCCUGGGGACCGGACCUUCAACGGCCCCGGCGUCUGCACCAUCGUCUCCUUCCACGUCAGGAGACGAGGCCAGUGACACAGAGGGUGAGAUGCAGAUCAACGAUCCGGACGCUCCACUGGUGAUGGAGGGCACCGCUGGCUUCGAGAGCCCCACCGCUGCACACAGCCUGUCGGCCCUGGAGGAGGAUGAGGAGGCGCCAGCAGGUGAGGGGGAGGAGGACGGAGGCGGGGCCACGCCACAGUCGGCCAACUCCGUCGCAUCUUACGGCUUCGACUGCACCACGUCCAACUCCAACGCGCACUCCAUGGCGGAGAGCUGUGGGAAGAGUCCUGGAAUCUUCUCACUGGAGAACGAAGAACAGUUGCCGGAGGAGGCCAAAGAUCCCUCCCUGAUCAAGGAGCUGACCUUCCCAUCGGCCGCCGCUGCUGCUCAGGCCGAGGACUUCCUGGGUCGACCAGUUGACCUCCUGCCUCUGGGCUUCCCUGAAGACAAGCAGCCCAGUCUGGAUAGCCAACACUUCAUGCUGGAGGGGAAGAUGGCGGCGGAACACCUGGAGGGUCUGGAUCCUUUGGAACCCCAUCACUUGGUGGCGGGACCCGUAGAUGCGGGCGACAGCCAGCAGCCCUACUACUCUACCAUAUGUGAUAAGACUGAUAGUUUUCUGGCAGGAGACGAGAAGAGUGAGGGCCUGGACGAAGAUCACAUGCGGGAGACAGACUCUGAGGAGGACAGCCAGGCCUCCACAGCAGCCGCUCAGAUAGCUAACGGCCAUUACUUAGCCUUGGUCCCCGGCAACAGGAGGCCCAUAGACCCGGCUGUCGCCGAGCAUUUCACCAAGAUGACGGCCCCGUACUUAGAUGUGGAGUUUGAGGGAGGGAUUGCCGGGGAGCAGCUGAGGCGGCUGGAGCAACACCAGGAGAAGCUGAGGGAGAUGCAGCAGCGGCAGGAGCAGGAGAAGCAGAAGAGGCAGUGGCUGGAGGAGGAGCGUCUGCGGCUGGAGCAGCAGAAGCAGCUGGAGAAGCAGCGCAGGGAGCUCCUGCAGCUGCAGCUCCAGCAGCAGCAGCAGGAGCACCGGCAUCGCAGGCAGGUGCUGCAGUGGCAGCUGGAGCUGGAGCACCAGUAUCGCAUGCAGCAGAAGCAAAUCCAGCAGCAGCAGCAGCAGAUGAGGCGCGGCCAGACGGGCGUGAUGCUCUCGCCCUCCUCGGGACUCUGCACCAUCUACGAGGCCAUGGAGACCAGCGACGAAGAGGAGGAGGCCGGCGCCCAGCACAACAGGAACAGCCACGGGCGGAGGAGACGGCCGCCGUCCUACCAGAGCGCCACGCAGGACUUCCAGCGGCAGCUGCGGCCGCAGGAGCUGGAGUGGAACAAGAAGGUGGACAUGGUGCAGCAGCUCAUCAACCAGACCCUGAUGCUGUCUGGGGAGAGGGGCUGCCCCCCUCUGCUGCUGCUGCCGGUGGGGCCGGGCGGCACCUUGAGCCGGCUGGAGAGCAGCGUGUGGCCGCACAUGCUGCCUCAGUUCCGGCCCCCGGCUGCAACGGUCACCGCCGUCAGCAGCUACUCGCCCGACAGCCAGAGCAGCUCUCCACCAGGCGACUGGACCGUGGUGGAGGUGGAGACCCAGCACUGAAGCAAGCUGACCUCCGCUCCCUCGGCACGCCAGCUCAUCCAUGAGUAGAGGAGCGCGAGUCUGGCAAGGCUAAGCUACAAGCUAGCUGCCACCCCAAGAGAAAAGCACAUCUACAGUGACAGAAAGCUUUCACUUCCUCACGUAGCAAUACCUAGAAACACGCUAGUAUUUAUUAGCUUCAUUUAGUUCCACGCCAAUGUAGAUAGCACUGGGCUUCCUCCACCAGAGUGUGUCAUUCUCAAGUCUAUUGUUGAAGAUCAGCAACUCUGAAGCCCUUUAUUCUCCAGUCGCAUCAGCUGAUGCAGUCAGUCCGUUGAAUAUCUGCGUCUGUAAUGUCACGAGGUCGGUCGAGGUUGAGGAGCCAGGAGCAGCAGCUGGACCAAACACUUAACAACACCAGAGGAGGACGAGGACAGAACUAGACGCAGAAAAGACUCGACCGUGACGAGACAAGACUUGGCUUAAAUUGGUGAGACGAUGACUUGAGGUGGAGACUUGACUGGGCAAGACGUGACAAUGGCUUGACUAGGCGAGAUGGGACUCCACCAGACUGUCACUUGACUUAACGCAGAGACUUGUCCUUCCUUGACGGGACACAGCAAGAUGAUGACAGGAGGAUGACUAGACAAGAUGUGAUGAGACAAAACUUGGCUUAACUUGGUGAGACAAUGACUUAACUGGGCAAGAGGAGACAAGGUCUAGACAAGACCAGACUGUUUUUUUGACUUGACUUGGAGACUUAUACUAUACUUCACUUCACUUCAAGAAGACGUGACUUGUCGAGGACUUGACAAAAACGUGUGCACCAACACUGGAAGACAGGACCAGAGGGGCAGAUCAAGAGGCAUGGAAGCAAAACACCAGGUGGCAUCAAGGAAACAAACAACUGGACGUGCAAAUUAACAGAGGAACAAAACACAUCUGUUUUUACUUUAUUGACUUUAUUUAAACGCUGGCCACUCCUCUUGCUUCCGAUACAAAGGCGCCACACCUCACCCUAACACUCCAUGGUCACAUGACGUUGGAGUGCGAAGGCUCACGUGUACUGCUGAGACAUACCAUGGACACAUUCAGUGGGCUGCUAACAUCCAUGUCAGCUGGUCUGACAGACCAAGAAGAGGCGGUUUCAUGGCCUCCUGAUGUCACAUGUCUCACUAUCUUUCAUCCAGUUCUUCUGUAAAGCCUGUGACGAGGCCUGUGUCAUGGAUCAUGACGCUCUACUGUGGGAACCUCUCGUCAUGUGGUGUCAGUGUGUGGUUGUUUAUCGUCAGAGACCGAACGCUGUCGAGCUACGGCACAGGUAAGUAUCAGAGUGGGACCCCUGUGUCCGACUCUGGUCUCGUCCAGACUCUCUGUGGACUACCCAGCUGGGUUGCCAGGUUCCUUGGGCGCCAGGUCCCUGUAGCACCAGGUUCCUCUGGCACCAGGUUCCUGUGGCACCAGGUUCCUCUGGCACCAGGUUCCUGCGGCGCCAGGUUCCUGCUGCACCAGGUUUGUGGGGCCCCAGAUUCUGUUCUAAUAAUGAAGACGUUUUGUUUGCAUGUCGUGGUGUGUGCUGUUAUACAGAGUGAAUAUCAGUCUCCGACAAAUAACCUUUAAUUAACCUUUAAAUGUGGAUUGUCGCCGGGUACAUUGACAUCAUUAGGUUUUUGCUGCAAUUAUUUUGACCUUUAAAAGCCAAGAGGCUCUUCACAACGGGUGGCAUCACAAAAUGAGGGGAUCUGGGGAUCACCUGAGGAAGGGAAUGAAAUGGCCAGUCUCUUUACUGGAGGUUUAUUUUUGUUGUAGUUAGUUUUGACCCUCAGACUGGUGGAGGUUUGCUGACUUCAGCAUUUCUCCCAUGGGGCUCGGCUUGGCAGGGAUGGGUUCUGAUCUCUUUCUCACCCGAACACUAUACAGGGUGGACGCAAACAAACAUGGCCGACCUCCAGCUCUAUCUCUCUCCAGACUGAUUCGAGCUGCUCCCACACACCUUUACCUCUCAGACUCCGCCCCCAUCCAAACCUCCGUCAGGCUCCGCCCUUGUGAGGAGCUCCGGAACAAAACAACGAGCAUGUACAUCUGUAUAUUAUGUGUGUGUGUACUUUGUCCUUGAAAAUACUCAUACUUUCCCUGCAGUUUUUCAAACAUCUGCCUCAAAACAGGCAUUUUUUGGCCUCAACAAUCCAUUAAAAAGUCAGACAUCCUGGAGGGACUAGGUUAUUGUUUUCCAACAUUAUUCAGGCCAGUCAUAAGUCAAGUCGAAGACCAUGGUGGUCAUGAAAUGCUGGCAUCAUAUGCGUUUCUAUUGGAUUCAAAGGGCAGAAGGGAACAGAAGGCCACCUCUUCCCAGUACAAGUCAAACUCUCCUGUUAAAUGUGAAUGUUGCCACUCGUGUCAACCUCUUCCUGCAGCGAUAGAGAAAAUAAAAGCCAGUCACCCGAUGUUGUGCCACGAGAUUGAUCCGCUCAUUACUGUGUUUUGUAUCUCCACCUUUGCUGUUCUGCUCUUUGUACGCUGCUUUAUAUCCAAAUCACUUUCGCACAAAUAUAUUUUCUAUAUGGAUUUAUACUAUAUGCAUGCAAUAUCGGAGUAUAUUUGUGUACCAAGUUGUGAUAAAUCAUCUAUAUAUUCUUGUAUUACGAAACAAAAGAGAUUUUGAAAGCACAAGAGCAAUAACAGUAUUAUUAUAAAUCCAUGCAUGUACGACCUACAUGUGCACCUUUUCUAGUCUGCAGUGCCUCGAGUUCCCUUCAUAUGUGCAACUUUUAUACUCUAUUUGUACGUGCUCAGUGUUUAUAUCGUGUUUGUUUGAGAUAGUUUAUUGCAGAAAUAUUUUCUUUUUGACAUAUUAAUGUUGCAGUCAGUGUCAAGAUGAAACGAGAGGGACUUUUUUAUCCCGACACCUAGAACAGCCAGAAAAUUACAAUGUAAACAGAGCAGAUAACAGUAUUUUCAGCACUUUUAUCUAAACAUGUAACGUUUGUUAAUGUGUUUGUGUUCUUUUAUUGCUAACUGUUGUCAUACAUUGUUCAGUUUUAAUGUUGUUUUGUACUUAAAUACGUUACGUUUAGCAUUUGUUUG
Synchiropus splendidus (mandarinfish) is the source of this 8676-nucleotide messenger RNA. It is a transcript of the gene prr36b, whose product is annotated as proline rich 36b. The record is from RefSeq and is a predicted model, not a curated record. The transcript is spliced from 6 exons. NCBI's taxonomy places the organism in Eukaryota, Metazoa, Chordata, Actinopteri, Syngnathiformes, Callionymidae. The coding region runs from base 358 to 5613 and encodes 1751 amino acids.